Micropterus dolomieu (smallmouth bass) is the source of this 5755-nucleotide messenger RNA. It is a transcript of the gene grk6, whose product is annotated as G protein-coupled receptor kinase 6. Gene Ontology annotation, cellular component: cytoplasm; plasma membrane. The transcript is spliced from 16 exons. Gene Ontology annotation, biological process: signal transduction; regulation of signal transduction; protein phosphorylation. The record is from RefSeq and is a predicted model, not a curated record. Bases 140 to 1867 code for a protein of 575 amino acids. Lineage: Eukaryota; Metazoa; Chordata; Actinopteri; Centrarchiformes; Centrarchidae. Gene Ontology annotation, molecular function: G protein-coupled receptor kinase activity; ATP binding.
CAGAAACGGAGGGUUGAAUCUUUCCUCCUCGGCUGGGCGGUGGGAGGAGGUGGUGGACGGUGUUUAAAGGGGAUAAUCUGAGCUUGAAGGUGGGGGACCAGGAGCUCCGGCUGCUGCUGUAACCCCAGACAGCAUCAACAUGGAGCUGGAGAACAUCGUAGCCAACACGGUGCUGCUGAAAGCACGGGAAGGAGGCGGCGGAAACCGUAAAGGAAAAAGCAAGAAAUGGAAGCAGCUGCUGCAGUUCCCGCACGUAAGUCUGUGUGAAGAGCUGCGACAAAGCACAGAGAAGGACUACAGCAGCCUCUGUGAGCGGCAGCCUAUCGGACGCUUACUGUUCCGACAGUUCUGCGAGACUCGACCUGAACUGAGACGCUGCGUCAAGUUCCUGGACGCUGUGGCGGAGUACGAGGUGACUCCAGAUGAGAAGAGGAAGGAGUGUGGUCAGGAACUCCUCGAUAAAUACUUCAACCCAAAGUCGGAUGACCACGUGCCUGAGGUGGAGGAGGCCAUGAUGGCUCAGUGCACCGAGAGGCUGCAGCAGGAGGCCUGCAAAGAGCUCUUCAAGGACUGUACCAAAUUGAUCCACGAUUACCUGAGCGUGGCGCCCUUCGCAGACUACCUCGACAGCAUGUACUACAACAGGUUCCUCCAGUGGAAAUGGCUGGAGAGGCAACCAGUGACAAAAAACACAUUCAGACAGUACAGAGUUUUAGGGAAAGGAGGCUUUGGAGAGGUGUGCGCGUGUCAGGUACGGGCCACAGGGAAAAUGUACGCCUGUAAGAAACUGGAGAAGAAGAGGAUAAAGAAGAGGAAAGGAGAGUCCAUGGCGCUCAAUGAGAAACAGAUCCUGGAGAAAGUCAACAGCAGAUUUGUAGUGAGUUUAGCGUACGCCUACGAGACGAAGGACGCUCUGUGCCUUGUGUUGACCCUCAUGAACGGGGGAGACCUGAAGUUUCACAUCUAUCACAUGGGCGAGGCGGGUUUCGACGAGAAGAGAGCCGUCUUCUACUCUGCAGAGAUCUGCUGCGGGCUGGAGGACCUGCACCGAGAACGCAUCGUCUACAGGGACCUAAAGCCAGAAAACAUCCUGCUGGAUGACCACGGCCACAUCAGGAUAUCAGACCUGGGCUUAGCGGUUCAUGUACCAGAGGGACAGACCAUCAAGGGACGGGUGGGAACAGUAGGAUACAUGGCUCCGGAGGUGGUGAAAAACGAACGGUACACCUUCAGCCCUGACUGGUGGGCGCUGGGCUGCCUGCUCUACGAGAUGAUCGAGGGCCAGUCUCCCUUCCAGCAGAGGAAGAAGAAGAUCAAGAGGGAGGAAGUGGAGCGGUUGGUGACGGAUGUGGAGGAGGAAUAUUCCAGCAAGUUCUCCGAGGACGCCAAGUCCCUCUGUAAAAUGCUUCUCGCCAAAGAUCCCAAAGAGAGGCUGGGCUUCCAGGGGGGCGGAGCCUCUGAGGUCAAAGCCCAUCCCAUCUUCCGCUCCAUCAACUUCAAACGCCUUGAGGCCGGCAUGCUGCAGGCACCCUUCAUUCCUGAUCCGCAGGCCAUCUACUGUAAAGACGUGCUGGACAUCGAGCAGUUCUCCACAGUGAAAGGAGUAGAGCUGGAGCCAAAGGACGAGUCCUUCUACAGCAAAGUGUCCACGGGCAGCGUCUCCAUUCCCUGGCAGAAUGAGAUGAUCGAGACGGAGUGUUUCGCAGAGCUGAAUGUUUUCUACCAGGACGGUGCGGUUCCCCCUGACCUGGACUGGAGGGGACAGCCGUCUCCUCCACCCAAACAGGGACUCCUGCAGCGGCUGUUCGGCCGUCAGGACUGCUGUGGUAACUGCAGUGACAGUGACGAGGAGCCCACCAGGCUGUGACACACACACACACACACACACACACACUCUCAUUUGUUUACAACUUUUGCACAUUUGUAUUUUUAGGAUAGUACUAUCUCUAAAUGUCAGAAUGUAUAUUUUCAGCAUAGCCAUAAUGUUUAAUGUUAUUUAAAAUGUGUGAAAUAUCGGCUGUCGACGCGUUCCAAACGAGGAGACGGGAUCUUACAGAAGAUGAACAGAUGUUUUGUUUUUGUUUGUUUUUUUUGUCGAGGGAAUGCUUUGCUUUCACGUUCAUCCACUUACUCAUGUUCACAUUACUGAUCUGGGAGCUGCUGCUGUCUACUCAGAAGCUCCACCGGAACAAUCACCUGGUGUAAAAGUGCCUUGCUCAAGGGCACCGUGGCAGUGGUUAACUAAGGGAGGACUAAGCAUUCCUCGAUCUCUUUACCUUUCCCAACUUCGUCCAGGGAACCAAACAAGUGACUUUCAGUUCAUAAACUGUGACCACUUUUCUUCUUCCGCCCUCCAUUCUGCUCAGACCAACCUCAACUCUAUUUUCAGCUUUAGUUUUCUUCUAUUUAAUUCUUUCUUAAAAGUGUGAUUUUUUAAAUUUUUGCUUAGACAUUUUGGUUUUUGAAAUGGUGACGCCAGGGCCAUUAAGUUGUCUACAUGUGCGGAUAUUUUUUAUAUCAAUAAUAUUAUUAAUAUUUUUUAAUUUUUGCGAUUAUUGAGACAAUCGACUUGUCGUGUCAGUGUGACUCCAGUUACUCUCGUCAGUUCAGUGCCAGUUUUGGAAUGUGACUGUAAAAAGGUAUUUUACAGAAACUCUGAGAGUUAAGUUCAUAAUUUUCAUGCUCUGAUUAUACAAAUUGCUUGUACAUGCUUGUGCCUUUUUGAUACUCCUUUAUUUUCUCCCAUGUUUGGUCCACAGUGAACAACUCACACAUGUUAUGUUGAUGCUGCAAUGAAGGAAGUAUCCAUUCACUGUUUCUUUAUACCAAUAUACUACAGUAUAUUUAUACAAACAUAUAUGAACAUUACAUUUUUAGCAAAGUCAGUAAUCCAAAAAAAAUAAUACACAAGGACGACGGGGUGGUAAUCAGCUGUUAAGUGUCCGGUGAUAAAGGCUGCCCAGCACACCUGAUCAUGAAUAUGAUGAAUGACCACUGAUUGUGAAGCAUGAAUGAAGUAUCUGGUGCCAAGUUUAGAUAUUUUUUAUGUAUUUAAAGCCUUUAUUCAUCAUUGGACAGCUUGAGUGUGACAGGAGAUGUGGGAGAGAGAGGAAGCAAGCAGGAAAAGGCCCCGGGUCGGUUUUACACGGGACGUGCGCAUUAGCGAUGAGCUAGCCAGCAUAAUUUAAGUGGUCUACCCAAUCUAAUGCUAUGCUAGGUUAAUUAAUGUAUUUUACAAAAUACUUUAUGGGCUCAAAUUAUCAAAAAUAUUUGGGUAAUUGUGUGUACAUUUUGGCUUUACGGACUAUUUAUGGACAGCAGAAAUCAAAGCUCUUGUCCAACAGCUUUGCUUUUGCAGCUUGUUUGAGCAGCAGACACUAACUACACCAUGAGUGCAUACAUUUACCAGAAUAUGGCAGUACUAAGUCUAACGCAGGGGUUCUGGUCCAAGUCAAGUACGGUCUGUCCAUUCAGAAAAGAAGAUUUUAAUCCUCCCCAAAAAAGGGGGUUUGUUUAACUUGAAAACAUGAAUUUUUUUCCCCCCAACUUUUCAAAUAUACCUCCCCCAAAAAAACAAAGAACAUCAAACUUUCUAUGUCUGUAUACUGACCAGGGGCCAGUUCCACAAACGUGAUUUGCUGGCUCACUUCGUAUCUUGUAUGGUUCAGUGUGUUGCUCGAGGAAACUUUGACAUGCGGACGGGAGAACCGAGGGGAUUGAACUGCCAACCCUGUGAGGUCAACACUCUCCACAAACUGAGCUACACGACGCAAACCUGUAUUAGUGUUUAACAGCCGUACAACUUGCAAUCUAAAAUCGGUCAAUGAUCAGAAAAGAAUGAAUCAAGACAGCAUUCAGUGGUCAUUGUCAUUUAUUAUUAUUUACUUAUAAUUAUUACAGAUACAAUUUGAGUCUGUAAGCAAGCCAUAGGUUUGUUUUUCUGCUGUCUCUCAGGGUUUCUGUAGAAUUUAAUUCUUUUUCCUUUACUUUGCUCUGAUCAUAAGAUGGAUUUACAUUUGCCCUGCCAGUAGACUACUUUGUGUGUGGUAGUAACAAUGCAAGGAAAAAGUCCAAAGUUUUGUCUGUCCAGAUCUGCCGCAGGCUGCAUCCUAGGCUGAUCAGGUGAUUAAAAUCACAUCAAAGGCAACGACAAGAGUAACUGAAGCUUUUUGGGUCAAACCCUUCGUCGAACAGAGACUGAAGCUGGUCUUUUCAUCACUGCAGUGAAAUGCCUCAGCUGGUACUGUUGCAGUCAAUGGCUUCCUCAAAACAUAUGGCCUCUGAUUUUAAGCUAUUAAAAUUAAAUACCUCUGAAUGUAUCAAUGGCUCUCAUGUUAUUUCUGUAGACUGAUAUUUGAGAAGGCAGAAAACAGAAACCAUUUUUCCCUGCUGAUAAAUAUGACAACCAUGCAUUCAUAAAUGUGUGAAAUUUUUCUGGUUUGAGAAUUUGUCCAAAAUGAACCAAAUAGUGAUGUUUCAGCUACAUUUAAUAAGCUGAAGUGAGGUUGAGUCGUGUUUAAAAUGUUGUUUGCCAUUCUAAAAGUUUCUCAGUUGCCUUCUGUGGUGUCAAGCCAUUCAGAUAAUAGAAACAUAGAUUUGACAAUUGCUCUUCCUUUGGAUCCUGAACUGGUGGUAGACAAGAAUCCCAGCAUGAAUUUGUAAUCAAGAAAAUUCCCCGGCGGGAAAUCAUUUAGAUUUAUUCUUUAACAUUUGCUCUGAGAUUUUCAGAGAUGGCUGGCUGGUGAUUUAACAUAGCCACUAAUGUCUCUGUAACAUUUGAAAAAUAACUGAGAAUUCACUUUACAAGAAAAGUUCUUGUCGCAGGUUUGGACUUACUAAAAAUCUGCAUUGAGAGGCCAAACUGCUGUGAGCACUGCAAAUGAAAACUUGCCACAUGAAACAAUCUGCAAGGGUAUCUGAGAAUUAUGUGUUUUAAUACAGUCUAGGGCUGCAUCUAAUUAUUUUUUUUUCAAUAUCACUAAUCUGCUGAUUACUUCGCAAUUGAUCAAGUCAUUGUUUUUGUCUAUAAAAUGUCAGAAAAUACUGUAAAUCGACGUUAUAAACGUCCUCAAAUGUCUUCUUUUUGUCUGACCAACAGUCCAAACACCCAAAAUAUUUACUUUACUGCCAUAUGUGACAAAGAAAUUUAUCAAAUGUGGUUUUUGUGAAUUCUGGUGUCAGAAAAGGCCUUUUGAUGAGCAACAGAUGGAUUUAUUGGUUAAGUUUCUUUGGAUAAAUCAGAGACAAAGUUUUUAUUGAAGCACUUAACGAGUUAAUUAAAACCAAACCAGUUAUCCAUAGAAGAUGACAAAGUCCAAGGUGCCUUUUGGUGUUUGAAGGUACUCCUCCAGCCUGUAGUCGCCUCUUUUUAUACAUACUGUAUGUGUCUGUACAUGUGCUCGUGCAAAGCCUGCUGCUGCGUCAGCUUCAGUUCACUUCCUGUCUGUGGUAUUCUGAGCGUUCGUUGGCAGAACCGUCGCUCUGGACGAUGAGACUGAAAGAAUCCCAGCCCUGAAAGACUUCUGUCCACCCUCCUUCCCCCGACCUCUGAACUCUGGAGUCUCUGCGGUGAUUUUUAUAAAGACUGAGAGGUCAAAGGGGGAAGUUGAGGAGAAGAGCUUGGCAACAUUCACCGUGGACGCUUAAAUCAGGACUCAACUGCUGUCAGAUAACCACUGUCUUCAAUGUUUCCUUUGUGUGAAAGAUUGAGUCAACACUGUAAUCAGCCUUAAAUAUAAAUCCUGUUUAUUUCAAA